UGCUCACGGCUAUAUAAGUGUGAUUGCAGCGCACCUAUGCUUCUCCAUCCAUCUCCUGUAGUACGAGUCUAGCUUCCUUUUCCUUUUCCUUUUAUCGGAAAGAAAAGACAUGGGUUUCCGUUGAGGGAGACCUCACGUGGGUUUCCUCACCCUUUUCGUGGGUUUCAGUGGGUUUCUUUCUCUGUCUAUCAUUAAACUGCACGAAACACGAGCGAAUUUCAGGCACUUAAUCCGUCACUGUCUGUCAGAAUAAUUGUUUUAUGAUCAAGUCGGGUGUUUUUGCUUUGCUUUUAAUCCUCGUUGCUUUUUUGUCAAUUGGGUCGUUCGGCUUUGGGUUUUCUUUAAGGGUACUGGAGAAAUUGAAUUGGCUUUUACACAGCUUUGUCUCGCCUAAUUUUCAGGUGAAUUGACGACAUUGCUAACGAGAAUCCCUUCCCGUAAAUUUAGAGACAGAAUUUAGCUCUCUCUCUCUCUCUCUCUCUCUCUCUCUCUCUCUCUCUCUGUUUUUCCCUCUGUUCGGUGGGGUUCCUCUGUUUUCAGGGUCUUGAGACAGAACCAGUCAAAUCUCUCUCUUCCUCUGCACUUCUCUCUCUCUAUAUCUAAACAUGUUUCGAAACAAAGGUCCAAUGCAAUCAAACCUUGAAUGCCUUCUCCAACGGACCACACCAGUGGUCCCAUCCAAAAUCCUACCCAAGAGUGAGAUUAGAAAACUAAAUACCCUUUGGCACCCUUUAGAUAGGGAAGAAGUGGAAUACUUCACAUUGUCUGAUCUUUGGAGUUCUUACGAUGAAUGGAGUGUUUACGGCGCCGGAGUUCCGGUCACUUUGAAUGACAGCGAAUCCCUAGUUCAGUACUAUGUCCCUUACCUCUCCGCAAUCCAAAUCUUCACCAGCAAUUCGGUGGUGACCGGUGCAAGGGAAGAGACCAGUACGCAUUCUGAGAGAACGGACUCAUUUAGUGACUCACUCAGCUAUGAGAGCGAGAGCGAGAAGCUAUCAAGAUCCGAUGGAUGUUCCUCCGAGGAUGGAGUGCUUGAGCAAGAGAUCGCAUGCCAUCCCAAGGACAAACUAGGUUACCUUUACUGUCAGUAUUUCGAGAUAAUAGCUCCUUAUGGAAGAGUCCCUCUCAUGGAUAAGAUUACUGAGUUAGCUCAAAGAUACCCCAGAUUAAUGUCUUUAAGGAGUGUGGAUCUCUCACCAGCUAGUUGGAUGGCAGUUGCUUGGUAUCCAAUCUACCACAUUCCCAUGGGAAGAAACAUUAGGGACUUGUCCACAUGCUUCCUCACUUUCCACACCCUUUCAUCUUCUUUUCAAGAUUUGGACCUUGAAAGUGGCUUGGAGGGUGAUGAAAAGAGGAAGCGAACGCAAGGGGAGGGAAUCUCACUAUCUCCUUUUGGCUUGGCCACCUACAAGAUGCAGGGCGGCGUUUGGGUGUCCCACAACGGUGGCCGGGACCAAGAGAGGUUGGCGUCGCUUUUGAGCGUGGCAGAUUCGUGGCUAAGGCAGCUGAAGGUCCACCACCAUGACUUCAACUACUUCGUGGGGUAUCGUCGUGGCUGAAAGUGACUCCAAACUAGGUUUUAAGUGGUACAAAUAACCCUUUUAUGUAGUGUUUUUUGGCCUUCGGUUUUGUAGUGGUGCUAAUUUUGAGGAAUGGCCUUGGAAAAGAGUUUUAUGGGACCUUUUCUUUUAAUUUAAGUUUUGGCCUACUUCAUCGAUCUCUUGAGAUGUCCUCACUCGAGUGGCUUUCUUGGGAGGUUUUUUUCCCCUCUGGAGAGAUAAGGCAGCUUGUUGAGAUUAGUACCGGAUUAGGAGAGAGAAAAAACCCAGGGACUUUAAAAAGCUCUGGUGAAACUGUUGUCAAUUUCUAAUUGAGUAAUGGAGUCCUUGUUUAUAA
Rhododendron vialii is the source of this 1896-nucleotide messenger RNA. RefSeq lists its product as uncharacterized. The coding region runs from base 606 to 1559 and encodes 317 amino acids. The transcript is spliced from 6 exons. Lineage: Eukaryota; Viridiplantae; Streptophyta; Magnoliopsida; Ericales; Ericaceae. The record is from RefSeq and is a predicted model, not a curated record.